Molecule: messenger RNA, 2255 nt
Organism: Theobroma cacao (cacao)
Lineage: Eukaryota; Viridiplantae; Streptophyta; Magnoliopsida; Malvales; Malvaceae
Product: protein PSK SIMULATOR 1-like
Biological process (GO): positive regulation of growth
Source: RefSeq, a predicted model, not a curated record
CCAAAAUUAUCCGAACUUUGGGUUUCCGUUUUUAACCUCGGUUUGACCGAUUUCGAUUUUUCUGUCUCCUUUUGUCUCUUCCUUAUCUUCUUCACCCUUAUAAGCCCCUUCUGCUUCUUCUUCCUUCUGUCCGUGUUUGGUCGUGGCUUCUCACUACUGGAAAUCAAACUAAGUCUUCUUUCAUUCUUUUUCUUCUUGUCUUCAGUUCGAGUGUUGCUUCAUGGGGAUGUAGCGUUUUACUUUUUUACCCUUGGAUUGUGAUUUGUGAGAUCUUUUGAGAAUGUUUGACUAGUGCUUACUUUGUAGUAUAUCGGAUUAUGGGACGCGAAAUGGUGAUUGAGUCUUGGUUUGGCAGUUCAUGGUGGAAUCCGAGGAAGAGUGCUUCGGAGAGUACUGACAAGGUGGUUCUGGGAAUCUUGGCAUUUGAAGUUACCCGCUUAAUGUCUAAAGUGGUGAAUUUAUGGCAUGCUUUGGAUGAUAGGGAAAUCUUGAAGUUGAGGGAAGAAAUUGCAGACUCGAUUGGGAUUCAGAGGCUUGUAUCUGAUGAUGAAAAUUACCUUAUGGAUCUUGCACUGAAUGAGGUAAUUGAGAAUUUUGGAAAUCUGGCAAAGUCUGUGGCCAGGCUUGGGAAGAAGUGCACUGACCCUGUAUAUCGCCGUUUUGAACAUUUCAUUAAUGACCCGAUUUUGAAUAAUUUUGAAUGGUUCGGGUGGGAAUAUCGCUGGAAGAAGAUGGAGAGGAAAGUAAAGAAGAUGGAGAGAUUUGUUGCAGUUACGAUGCAGUUGACUCAAGAGUUGGAAGUGCUGGCCGAGCUUGAGCAAACUCUUCGUAGGAUGCAGAGAAAUGCUGAGUCUGAUCGUGUGAAAUUACUUGAGUCUCAGCAGAAGGUAAUGUGGCAGCGCCAGGAAGUAAAAAAUCUACGUGAGAUGUCUCCAUGGAUUAGAACUUAUGAUUACAUUGUCCGGCUUCUGUUGAGAUCACUUUUAACAAUACUUGAGAGGAUAAAAAUUGUCUUUGGGACUAACCAAAUGGCAACUGUAGAUGGGAACAAUGAUUUUGAAUCUAUGAAUAGUGACUGUCUUUCACGCAGCCAUUCCUUUUCCACUCUAAUACCGUCUUCGGUAUAUCCUUCUGAUAAUAAUAUCUGUGGGUUCUCCUCAGGACCUCUAGGCAGAACAUUUUCAAAGUCAGUGCAGAUCACCCACAAGUAUCGAACCAAUAGCAAGCAUCUACAAUGUCAUCAUCAGUCUACUGCUUUACAUGGCAAGCAUCAACAUUUAAAAAUCAAACGGUCAAGUCAUGUUGGAGUUGGACCUUUUAAAGGAUGCUUGUCAGCUGGAAGUGAUUCUCCCAUUUUAGAGAGCUGCAAGCCAAUUGGCACUGGAUCUAUGAGGUUCAGUAGGCCUUACACAAAAACUAUUGACAACAUAAACAAUUCAAAGAUGGAGUCAUCGUCCUGCAGCAAUAAAAUAUAUUCUAAAUUAUCCAUUUUCAAUACCAAGUGCUUGUUGAAUGCUCCUCCAUCGACUCUUGGUGAUGCUGCGUUAGCUCUCCGCUAUGCAAAUGUGAUCAUCUUGAUAGAGAAGCUAGUUUCAUCACCUCACUUGAUUGGUCAUGAUGCAAGAGAUGACUUGUACAAUAUGUUACCUACAACUAUGAGAAAUGCUCUGCGAGUUAAACUGAAGUCAUAUGCAAAGACUUUGGCCUCAUUCAUCUAUGAUGCUUCCCUUGCAGCAGAGUGGAGUCUGGCACUAGUGCGGAUAUUGGAAUGGCUGGCUCCUCUUGCUCACAACAUGAUAAGGUGGCAGUCUGAGCGCAAUUUUGAGGAACAGCAUGUGGUUUCCAGGUCAAAUGUACUUUUGGUGCAGACACUAUACUUUGCAAAUCAAGCAAAAACUGAAGCAGCUAUUACAGAACUUCUUGUGGGCCUUAACUAUGUUUACAGGAUUGAGAGAGCACAUAAUGAAAAAGCUGUACAUGACUCUGCUGGUAGUGGGGGCUGUACCCAAUAUUUGAUCAAAAGGGAUGAUAUAAGAUAACAAUCAACUUCACAAAACAAUCUCAAUGCCUCCAUGAGGCUUCCUUUUUAUUGUCCAUAACAAAGGAGAAAUUCAUCUUGUGGAGGUACUGUAUAUUGAGUGUUAUGUCGAGCUCAUUGUAUCUUGUUUGAAGCAAGCCUCUGUCAAUAUAGUUAUUCCUUUUGCAACAGAUAGAUUCUUUUGUUUGUUUAUAUAGUUGAUGAAUUUGGGUUGCUA